This is a messenger RNA of Triplophysa dalaica, 5076 nucleotides long. RefSeq names its product collagen, type V, alpha 2b (gene col5a2b). NCBI's taxonomy places the organism in Eukaryota, Metazoa, Chordata, Actinopteri, Cypriniformes, Nemacheilidae. Gene Ontology annotation, molecular function: extracellular matrix structural constituent; protein binding. The record is from RefSeq and is a predicted model, not a curated record. The transcript is spliced from 54 exons. The coding region runs from base 280 to 4659 and encodes 1459 amino acids. Gene Ontology annotation, cellular component: collagen type V trimer.
AAACACUGUAUCUAUCUGUAGCAUUUUAGCGCGAGUGAUGGUCAAUGUGGUUAAAAGAUUUUAUUUCUACAAGAUCAUUUAUCAUAAUCCUGAUAGUAAACACGAAGACUAAAUUUGUAAAAGAUGAAAACCAAGUUGUUAACUGAUAUGUGUCAAACUCGGUCAAAGCUGACCUCUGCUGGUCAACAUGAGUACAACACGUGUUGUCACCUUUAGGAAACAUUCUCUAACGGCCACAAUUAAAACGAGGACACAAAAAGCUGUAAAGAUGGUGAUCAGAUGUAUUCAGACAAUGAAAUGUGGAAGCCUGAUCCGUGUAGAAUGUGUGUAUGUGAUAAUGGACAUGUGAUCUGUGAGGAGAUCCUCUGUGAGAAUCUGAAGGCAUGUGAACACUUCAUCACACCGGACGGAGAGUGCUGUCCCGUGUGUCAAACCUUUGCCAGCGCCCGUGGAAGAUUCGAAAGGUUUGUGUCAAAGGGCCAAAAAGGGGAACCUGGUGACAUUCCUAAUAUUGUAGGAGUGCCUGGGCGUCCUGGACCAAUGGGUCCUUCAGGAGCAGACGGCCGUGCAGGAUAUCCAGGGAUCAAAGGAAGACGAGGUGUCUCAGGUCCACCUGGUUUUGAUGGGGAACCGGGUGUCCCAGGUAUGCCAGGUCAGCCCGGACCACUCGGCACGUCACUUCCAGGGAAUCAGUUUGCGUCUCAGAUGGCUUCUGGAUUCCAGGAUGGAAAGCAUGGAUUGGCAGGGUUGGUCUCUGGAGCACCUGGUGAAGCAGGACAGAGAGGUCAUCCGGGUCCAGCAGGUCCACCUGGUCCGACGGGAGCUCAGGGUGCUCCAGGAGACAUGGGUGAACCCGGGCCUAUGGGCUCUUACGGGCCGAGGGGACCUGAUGGUCCUGCGGGGAAACCGGGACUUGAUGGCGAGCCAGGACCAUCUGGAAAUACAGGAGAACGAGGAUUCCCCGGCUCUCAGGGCCCCCGAGGGUUUCCAGGGUUACCAGGUCAUUCGGGAAUGAAAGGUGAAAGGGGUCACCCAGGUGUGCAGGGUGUGAAAGGAGAGCCGGGUACUGUGGGGUCAAAGGGAGGAUCAGGAUCUCCUGGUGCCAUGGGGCUUAUGGGUCCUCCGGGUCCCAUCGGUGUGACGGGCGAGAGAGGACGCAUUGGCCCAACAGGACCUGUGGGAAAGCGUGGUCCUUCAGGAAAUGUAGGAAAACCAGGUCCCUUGGGACCGAUGGGAAUUUCUGGAGCUCCUGGAUUUCCGGGUAGUCCAGGCAUGAAGGGUGAGGCGGGAGCGACAGGACCUCGAGGACCCAGUGGACUCCAGGGCUCUAGAGGAGAAGGAGGACGACAGGGAUCACCUGGAUCACCGGGAACUCAGGGGCCAAUGGGAACAGACGGUGCUCCCGGAUCUAAAGGGCCAUCGGGUGUUACAGGUGUACAGGGUCCCGCUGGACUGAUUGGACCGCCUGGUUCACCUGGACCUCAAGGAUCAACUGGUCUUUCAGGAGCCAAAGGCCAACUGGGAGAUUUGGGGAUUCCUGGAUUGAAAGGAGAUCUGGGAGCUAAAGGAGAACCUGGUCCACCUGGAGCUCAAGGUGAAAUGGGGCCGAUGGGAGAAGAAGGAAAGAGAGGACCAAGAGGAGACGCCGGAGCUGUGGGAUCCCAGGGUCCUUCUGGAGAACGGGGAGCUUCAGGUAACCGAGGCUUUCCAGGAGCUGAUGGUUUGCCAGGACAAAAGGGAGCUCAGGGUGAACGUGGUGUUCUGGGCUCAUCGGGACUCAAAGGUGGAGUUGGAGAUCCAGGUCGAAGCGGUGAAACAGGAAUCCCAGGAGCAAGGGGUCUGACUGGCGUGCUGGGAAUGGAAGGACCAGAGGGAAAGAUCGGACCACAGGGAGGAUUGGGGGAUGAUGGGAAUCCCGGUCCAGCCGGGUCAACUGGUACCAGAGGAGCAGCAGGACCUAUGGGUCUGCCCGGACCUAAAGGCUUCAGUGGUGAUCCAGGGAAAGCUGGAGAGGCGGGAUCAGCCGGAGCUCUGGGACAGAGAGGACCCAAUGGAAAAGAGGGAGAAGAAGGUCCAUCGGGAACUGCAGGACCUGCUGGAGGAGCAGGAAAGAGAGGAGAGCAGGGACCUCCCGGACUAAAUGGAUUUCAGGGUUUGCCCGGACCCUCAGGCCCACCAGGAGAGUCAGGAAAACCAGGCGACGGGGGUGUUCAGGGUGAGGCGGGAGGUGCGGGGCUCACAGGACCACGAGGCGAGCGAGGAACACAUGGAGAGAGAGGUGAACCAGGACCUAAUGGACUGCCAGGACCUAAAGGAAGCUCGGGAACCCCUGGACCUGAUGGUCUCAAGGGUAAAGCAGGUCCAGCUGGAGGUGUAGGAGAAGCAGGACCACCGGGUCUUCAGGGUAUGCCAGGAGAGAGAGGGAUAACCGGACCGCUCGGGCCAAAAGGAGAAAGAGGUGCGGCGGGUGACAGUGGGACUGAAGGAGCUGCUGGCAGCGAUGGGACUCGAGGAUUGCCUGGACCUGUUGGACCCGUAGGAGCUGCUGGGCUGUCUGGAGAGAAGGGAGAACAAGGCCUGCGGGGUCCUGCUGGAUCUCCAGGAUCAAGAGCGAUGCCUGGCUCACGAGGUGAACUGGGUCCUACUGGUCCUGUUGGCUUUCCUGGACCUCCUGGUCCUGACGGUCAACCGGGUGUUAAAGGUGAAAUUGGAGAGAUGGGUGGGAAGGGAGAGGCGGGCUCACCAGGACCUCGGGGAAUGGCAGGAAAACCUGGACCUCAGGCAGGGGCUGGUAUUACAGGCCUCAAAGGAGGAAGAGGAACUCAAGGAGCUUCUGGUCCCAGUGGAUUUCCAGGUUCCCCAGGACGUGUUGGCCCAGCGGGCUCUGCUGGUCCAGAGGGUGAGUCUGGUCCUAUUGGUGAUCCGGGUAAGCAGGGUCCACCUGGGAUUCGGGGAGAGGCCGGAGGUCCUGGACGACAGGGGGAACAUGGAAACCCAGGACCUGCCGGUGGUCCUGGAGACAAAGGAGAAUCAGGAGAUGAUGGACUACCAGGUCCAGAUGGACCUCCAGGCCCUGCAGGAACUCCAGGACAGAGGGGGAUCGUGGGUCUUCCUGGAAUGAGAGCAGAACGUGGUGGGACCGGCCUUCCAGGACCUGCGGGUUCACCAGGUAAAGCUGGCACACCAGGUCCUCAGGGAAGUAAAGGCGGUAUCGGACCCAUCGGGUUACCAGGUGCAUCUGGACCCCGUGGAGAUGCUGGCCCAGACGGUCUGCCGGGAGCUGAUGGAACAUCAGGAGCUGAUGGCAUCCUCGGAGUCAGAGGUGAUAGAGGAGAUCCAGGACCUCAGGGUCUCGCGGGUGGACAGGGAGCACCGGGAACCCAAGGACCUGUCGGAGCUCCAGGAGGUCCCGGACAGAGAGGAGAUCAGGGUCUAAGAGGUCCACCCGGUCCUGAUGGUCCAGAUGGAACCAGAGGGAAAAAAGGACCGCAAGGACCUUCAGGAGAUCUAGGUGAGAAAGGAGACGCAGGUGAGAGAGGUCAGAAGGGUCACCGUGGCUUCACUGGACUUCAGGGUCUGCCUGGAGCAUCAGGAGCUCCAGGUGAUGAUGGUGCUGUGGGAAUCAUAGGACCCAGCGGACAAAGAGGACCACCCGGGCCUAGUGGACCGCUGGGAAAAGAGGGUGAUACAGGUCCACCUGGAGCAUUGGGAGCUCCUGGAUCUCGAGGUGAUGCUGGAGAAUUUGGACCAGAGGGACCUCCUGGAGAACCCGGCCCACCUGGACCUCCCGGUCCCCCCGGCCCCCCCACUGCCGCUUCAGAUGACCUUUUCGGUGCAAACUUUGAAUACGACGGCAACUCAGAUCCAGAGAACCCCCCACCUCCCCCGCCGGAGUUCAAUGAGGAUGAAGCGAAACCCAAUAACGGCUCUGAUGCGGCUCGGGCCGACGGCGAGGUUCACUUGUCGCUCAAGAGUCUGGGAAGUCAGCUGGACAACAUGCGCAGUCCAGACGGCAGUCGGCAGUAUCCGGCCCGCACGUGUCAGGAUCUUAAACAGUGUUAUCCUCUGAAGAAGAGCGGUCAGUAUUGGAUCGAUCCGAACGAGGGCAGCAUUAGAGAUGCCAUUCAGGUCUACUGUAACAUGGAAAUGGGUGAGACCUGUAUACCCGCCAACCCUGCCAGCAUCCCACGCAAGAACUGGUGGACUUCAUCAUCCAGCACACAGAAGCCAGUCUGGUACGGAGCGACCAUGAACCGAGGAAGCCGGUUUUCAUAUGGCGGUGAGGACACGUCUGUUAAAACCGUGUCGGUACAGCUGAGAUUCCUCCGGCUCCUGUCUAAAGAAGCAGCACAGAGCAUCACUUAUCACUGUAAGAACAGCGUGGCUUAUAAAGAUGAGACGAGCAGCAAUCUGAAGAAAGCUUUGAUCCUGAAGUCCUCUGACGGACAAGACAUCAAAGCUUUCAACCCCAACAACCGUCUCAAAUACAGCGUGACAGAGGACGGAUGCUCCAAAUCUAGCGGUGUGUGGGGUAAGACCGUCUUCCAGUUCCGCACACAAACUCUUUCACGACUGCCGCUCGUGGAUUUGGCUCCGGUGGAUGUUGGUGGUAAAGACCAGGAGUUCGGUGUGGAUAUCGGCCCAGUGUGCUUCUCAUGAAACCCGUCUGGACUUGAGACAGUAUUUAUUGUUCAAGACGUCCGUAAGAACCUUAAGGAGUGUCUGACCUUUAUUUGAUGAUGAAGUGCACGAGAGACGCUGUACAGACACUUUAAUUUAUACUUUGUACACCACAUGAUGUUCAAAGAAUGGAGAACAUUUAUAUCCGUCUAAUCUGUGUGAUGUUUUGUUAAUGUUUUUUACGUUAGUCUCUUUGGAAAUUGUAACUAAUGGUUAAGUGGAUCCGGAUGACUGUGAUGAAGGUUUGUUUAUGUAGAUUUCAUUCUGGGAGAAAUGUAAGUGUUCAAUUCCCUGAAAGUUUCCUGCGUGCUUUGAUUUACUGAACACCGUUGACAGCAAACCAUUUGUCAGGUGAUUUAUUUACAUGUUCUCACAGAAAUAAAUAUCAUUAAAUGA